CUUCCCCGACCCUAACACGGGAUUCUCAAAUAACAUGCUGCAGAUUUACUCAAAAUGCGUCCUCUAAUUUAUAGUAUAUUCCUAGCUUCUACUCUUUUUGUUUAUAUACCGUCGUCUAGAUCAGAACCUAAAACAAAUGAACAUUUUGGUGCAGCAGAAGGGACAGAAUCCGCGAAGGAUCCAACUGUGCUGUUGUCAGUGAUAGCAAGAAACGUGGCCCACUUAUUGCCUAACUGGUUAGGCUACAUCGAGAAUUUAGAUUACCCAAAAGAUCGGAUUUCAAUAUGGAUUGCUACAGACCAUAAUGUGGACAACACGUCAGGGAUUCUUAAAGAAUGGGCUAAUAAUGUCGCACCACUGUAUCAUAGAGUCCUUAUAAAUGCAACAGAUUCACCAACCAUGUAUAGUGAUGCAUCCUUUGUAUCAGAAUGGUCUGAAUUGAGAUACCAACAAGUGGCAUCCCUUAGACAACAGGCAUUAGAUGCUGCAAGAGAACAGUGGGCAGAUUAUUUAUUUGUUGUUGACUGUGAUAACUUUUUGUUCAACGCAAGUGUGCUGAGGGACUUGAUGGCAGAGAAAAAGACUGUGGUAGCACCAUUAAUACCAGUGUUCCAGAACCAGUCAGCAUAUUCAAACUUCUGGGGAGGAAUGGAUGAAGAUGGAUAUUAUAAAAGAACCGAUGAAUACUUUCCAGUUCUCUAUCGAGAAAUACGAGGAUGUUUUGACUUUCCAAUGAUCCAUUCAACAUACCUUGUCGACUUGCGCCAGAGGGUGUCGUCAAACUUGACCUACUAUCCCCCACCCCCUAAGUACAAGGGAGAAGUAGAUGACAUCUUGAUUUUUGCUUACUCAGCGAGAACUGCAGGAAUCAAGUUGCACCUUAUUAAUAGAGAUUUUUAUGGUUACAUGGUACCACCUAUUCAUACUACGGAAAACCUUCCAGAAAUCCAGAUUCUUUUCACUGACCUCAAACUCGAGUAUUUAGUUGACCAUCCAGAAGAACUGAUGCUCGUCAGUCCUCAUGUUAGCAUCAAACCCAUCAAACAAGACAAGCUAGGAUUGGACGAGAUUUAUAUGAUUAAUCUAAAGCGACGGCCGCUUAGAAGAAGACGCAUGUUGGCUUCGUUGAAAGAGCUGGGGAUCGACGUAAAGUUAGUGGACGCUGUAGAUGGAAACUCUUUGACAAUCGAUCAGAUCAAAGAGAUGGGAAUCAAGAUGUUACCGGGAUAUUUUGACCCAUACAGUAAAAGAGCGUUGACAAUGGGAGAAAUUGGCUGCUUUCUAAGUCAUUACUUUAUUUGGGAAGAGAUGCUCAACAAAGGGUUGAACAAUGUGUUAGUACUUGAAGAUGAUGUCCGUUUUGAGUCUAACUUUCGCCGGAAGGUGGAAGCGUUUCUCGAUGAAGCUUUUCAAAUUCGGGACAAAUACCCUUGGGAAUUGAUUUAUUUAGGGCGCAGAAGGAUGAAGACAGAAAUCAUUGACACAGUGGAUGGGUCUAAUUACUUAAAUUGGGUCAAUUAUACCUGGUGGACCUUGGGGUACAUGAUUAACCUUCAAGGCGCUCGAAAACUGAUAUCGGCUAAGCCUUUGGUUAAAAUGAUGGCAGUGGAUGAGUUUCUACCAGUAAUGUAUGACCGCCAUCCUAAUAAGGAAUGGUCCAGCUACUUCGAGCCAAGGAAUCUGGUUGCCAUGACAGCGGAACCUUUACUGAUCUACCCAACCCAUUACAUCGGCGACCAUGGUUACUUCAGUGACACUGAAACGGAAAGUAUCGUUCCUGAUGAUGUUCUAAGUAAAAAAGAAGAACUUUGAUAUUGAUUGAGUGUUAGGGUCUUUAGUGAAAUCAGUGAAAGUAGAGCUAAAAUUUCAGGUAUCGACUACAACAAACACAGAUAAGGCAGUGUUUUUGGGAUUAUAUCAGGUCUGGAACAGGUUCUCAGCUCUCGACUGUUUAUGACCACGGUAAAAAGGGAAACCUUUCGUUUGUAGUUCUAUGCACCAUAUAAAGAUAGCGAGCAUGCUGCAUUGUGGUCUAGCUUGAUUCAAACGUCGACUUUUCGUCGCGCGAAAUGCAAUGCGUCUAUUUUAAAGGCUCAAUAUCUCGGCGGCUACGGUUAAAUGCGACGUUUGAAUCAGAUGUCAAUUAGAUUUGACGCGUAAAAGUUCGACGUAUGAACUGGACCUUAUUUCAGUUCAAACGAAAAUCAAACUUUUAACUGUAAUAUCUGUAAAACUGAGUUAAGAAAAUUUACUUUCAAAUUUGCAUAAUUUUUAAUGUCAAUAUUCAAAAUUACUCUAAGACUAGAUUACGAAUUACAAUUAUUUUCUUUAAAAAAUAUAUAAAAGAAUAAAAUAUUGAAAUUA
Molecule: messenger RNA, 2364 nt
Organism: Actinia tenebrosa (Australian red waratah sea anemone)
Lineage: Eukaryota; Metazoa; Cnidaria; Anthozoa; Actiniaria; Actiniidae
Product: procollagen galactosyltransferase 2
Molecular function (GO): procollagen galactosyltransferase activity
Source: RefSeq, a predicted model, not a curated record